AUGCCUACGUUGGAAGACAAUAAUGGCGAUGGCCACAUACGCGUAGGUAUCAUGGGCGCUGGUAUCGCCGGCUGCUGCCUCGCUAUCGGCCUCUUGAAGAACCCACGACUGGAUGUUCAUGUCUACGAGAGAUAUAAUGAGACAAAGGCACACGGCUCGGGCCUCGCACUCCACGCCAAUGCCCUCAGGUCCAUGGACUUGAUUUCCCCUGCGAUCAAGAAGGCGUAUUUUAGAAAGUCUCACUACAUGGCCAACGAGGAGGAGAUUGAAAUGGCGACGCAGUUCAUCCUUGCCGCUGGUGACAAUGCUAGCGAACUCGUUGCCGAGCUAGGAAGAGCAAAAGGUCGGCGGACCGUACACCGGGCGCACUUGAUUCAAGGCCUGAUGGAGGACGCCAUCCCCGCUGAGCGAAUUCAUUACGGCAAAAAGCUGUCAAAUAUUGAAGAGGAUCCAAUUACACGCAAGGUUAUUACGACUUUCAAUGAAACGGAAACUGAGACCUUUGACGUCGUCUUCGGGUCUGAAGGAGUGAGCAGCAUUACCAGAAAAUUCAUUUUGGGUCCUAAUCACCCGGCUGCCACUCCGGUAAACCACGAGCAAUGGAGACUGUUCCAUACAUAUGUCAGAAUGGAAGAUGCUAAGAAGGUUGUCCCUAAUGAGUCUAUUGAAAAGGUCCGGACCUACUGUUUGCCGGUCGGCUACAUCAAUGGUAUCCCGGUAGAUCUUGGCCAGACUUUCAGCAUAUGCUGUUAUCAAAGAGACGAGAAGUGCCCUGUGCAGGGAGCACCUUUUAACGCAAAGCUUUGGAAAGGCUACAUGCCCGAAGUCGAUGCACUGAUAUCUUGUCUGGAACGAAGUCCUGGAGAGACGUGGAUCCUUCAGGAUCAUGACCAUGCUCCGACGUACGCAAAGGGUCACGUGGCUAUGAUUGGCGAUGCGGCUCAUGCCACAUUUCCACAUGCUGGAAAUGGCGCCGCUCAGGCUAUAGAGGACUGCGCUGUCCUUGCUGGUAUCUUUUCAAGCCUGUCGAACACUGAUGAAAUCGAUCCGGCACUGCAGGCGUUUGACGUGGUUCGAAGACCGCGCAGCCAGCGCGUCAUUGACAUUACGAGGCGCUUUGGAAUUCUUUACAGCAAAGAGCCUGACGACAUCGAUGUGAAUUCGAUGAAGGCUGAAAUGAAGGAAGGCGGAAUGUUCACCAACGGUGUUGAUAUGGAGGCUCAAGUCAAGACCGCUAUGGACCUUUUUGAAGAAAAGAAGGGAUACAACUAA
This is a messenger RNA of Pestalotiopsis fici W106-1, 1272 nucleotides long. RefSeq lists its product as uncharacterized. The record is from RefSeq and is a predicted model, not a curated record. The transcript has 2 exons. Gene Ontology annotation, molecular function: FAD binding. Gene Ontology annotation, biological process: secondary metabolite biosynthetic process. NCBI's taxonomy places the organism in Eukaryota, Fungi, Ascomycota, Sordariomycetes, Amphisphaeriales, Sporocadaceae. Bases 1 to 1272 code for a protein of 423 amino acids.